Molecule: messenger RNA, 5181 nt
Organism: Coturnix japonica (Japanese quail)
Lineage: Eukaryota; Metazoa; Chordata; Aves; Galliformes; Phasianidae
Gene: TMEM131L
Product: transmembrane 131 like
Biological process (GO): negative regulation of canonical Wnt signaling pathway
Cellular component (GO): plasma membrane
Source: RefSeq, a predicted model, not a curated record
AAUGUGAAGCUUUGCCUGCUCUGUCAGCUGGGAAAUUAAGGGAAAGUCGGUGGGAUUUUGGUGCUGGAAGUAUAGUGAAGUGAGAAAGCCUUGGUUAGAGCAGUUGUCUUUAUUCAGAUGCUUUAUUAUAGUGGGGAUUUGGUUGUUUGUUUGUAGCUUGUUACUAUUGACUUAAAUGAAAUGCUCAGGAGAAGUCCCUUUGUGUAGGACUUGAUGCCCAAGCCCUACUCUGUUUUGCUAAAGAGGGGAGGAAAGAACUUGAAGUGAGGGGUUCAGGCCUUCAGUCUUCAUGACCACGAACAAUGAAUACCAUCUGUUAUUUAUGGUGGGCACUACUAGAGAAUGUGGCAAGAUUAUCUCCAUCAGAAAGUGCUCUGGCUGAUUCUGAGGAGGAUGUGGAAGAACAUUCAGAAGAGCAAAGCUUCUCAGCAAAAAUGCCUCCAAAUGGGAAGGCCUUACAUUUUCACCCUUCAGUUCUGCAUUUUGGAAUGCAAUUACUGGGUUUGCCAAGAGCUAAAAUGCUGCAUGCCUACAAUCCUAGUAGAGAUAGAGAAGUUGUAGUGAAUUCAGUGUUUACAACUUCUAGACAGUUUCAUGUGUCUCCCUCACAUAGCCAGGUGAUUCCAGCUAUGGGAAAAAUUUCAUUCAGAGUGCUUUUUCUGCCAACAGAGGAAGGCAAUAUUGAAAGCUCACUAUUUAUAAAUACCUCAUCUCAUGGAGUACUUUCAUAUCAGGUUUUUGGCAUGGGAACUCUAGCAUCUUCUCCAGAAGAGCCUAGAAUACAGCUAGCAAAUGCCUACUUACUGCUUCCACACAUUCAGAGCAUCCAGACAUUGCAAACACAGGCAGAAAUGAUGAAUAGCAGCCUCUUGCAUGUUCACCUUGAAUGCAGUUUACCUAAUGAUGCAUAUCAACAAGUUAAGAGUUGCUGUUCUAUGUCCGAUGAUCCAAUGCUGCUAGAAAUGAGCUUAACGGUAAGAAUGGAAAAUGCCCAACAAGAUUUUGUGGAGCAAAGACAAUACUUACUGGAGAAUCUUUUUGUAGUUUUUGUAGCAAUGGAAAAAACGAAGACCUCAGGUGAUUUCACAGUGGAUAUGUACGUCUUACAUUCUGGGAACAGCUGUGUGCGUAUACAGGACAUCAGGCAGUUGUCACGAAAAGACAGAACACCUGUGGAGUUUGAGCCAGUACUGCUAUCUUCAUCAUCUACUAACUUUACAAAAGUUGCCUCUAUUCCUUGUAAAGCUGCAUUCUGUGACGAUGCAAGGCCUUACUCUGAUGACAAGAGGAAUAGCCUAGUAGAAGGCAAUACAGCACUACAAGCCUGCCUUUCCUGUCCAGUUUUAGAAGGGUAUUUUGAUGUUGAUCCUUCUGCAGCAAUGUUUCAUAUUGAACCACACCAUAAUAUUUCAGGAUUUUGGUCCAUAUGGUUUACAAACAACUUUGAAUUCAGCAUUGAGCUGAAUGAAGUCUACGUAUCCAGAGAAACAAAGGACAUCUUGAAGAUUCUGAACUUCGCUGAGCCUUUGACUCUAUCUCCGGGCUGUUGGAAUGUAUUUUCUUUGAAACUUGAUGUGAAAAACAACGUAACAGAUGUGCUUUCUAGUAUUUGUUUGGCCACCAGUGUAGGAGUGAUGAUUGAAAUACCUCUGCAGAUAUAUUCAACUGUGUCCAAGCAAGCAGAUCUUCAUUUUGAAGCCAUUACCCACUGCGAUAUUCAGUGUUACCUGGGAAAGUCUGAUUCAGCAAAUCUGCUUUGGCAGAGGAGUCUCUCUCUGGACCGUUCUGCCUGGGAUGUGGAUUCUGAGCUGGCAAGUGAGCUUUAUGAAAGAUGGCAAAAAAUAAGACACGGGGAAGCCUGCAGGAGGAGAAGCAUUCUGGGAUCAACUCGCUUGAUUCAUAAGAAGCAGCCUGAGGAGGAGGUGUCAUUUGCCUUUUUCUUGCCACGGUUGACUGCAGAGCCCAGCCUUACGCUCAGCUUCAAUGCCACAGCAGUUAAAAGUAGCGUGGUGAAGUAUUUCAUACUGAGAAAUCCUUCAUCCUUUCCAGUUGCACUGCAGCUUCUGCCUCUCUCUUACUACCCUGAUCCCCAAGCUUCACUGAGUCUGCUCAGCAAAUGGUUUGGCAUAAAUACUCAAGCUAUUAAUUUCACCACCACUGAGUUCAGGCUCUUGGAUGAAUAUUCUCACAGGAAUGCACACCAAGAGGAUCUCAUCAACAAGAAAUGCAGUUCUGAGCUGCUUCAGUUAAAUUUACAACCACUAGAAACCAGAAAAAUUGGUGUAAUUUUUACACCAGUUGACUACAAAAGAGUGGCUUCAGUUAUUUUAAUCAGAAACAACUUGACUGUUCUGGAUGUGGUCAAUGUAGAAGGCUAUGGAGCCAGAGAAUUACUUAAAGUAGGGGGAAGACUGCCAGGUGCAGGAGGAUCUCUUAGAUUCAAGGUUCCAGAAGCUACUCUGAUGGACUGCAGACGACAACUGAAAGACAGCAAGCAAAUUCUGUCCAUCACGAAGAACUUCAAAGUAGAGAAUAUUGGGCCUCUUCCUAUAACAAUUUCAUCAAUGAAAAUCAAUGGUUACAGUUGCCAAGGAUAUGGAUUUGAGGUGUUAGACUGUCAGGAAUUUUUUCUGGCUCAGAACUCAUCACGGGAGAUCAGCAUCGUAUUCACUCCUGAUUUUACAUCUUCAUGGGUAAUCCGGGAGCUUACACUGGUGACUUCUGCUGAUCUAGAGUUCCACUUCACGCUUAAUGUGACUCUUCCUCACCAUUUGUUACCACUCUGUGCAGAUGUGGUGCCAGGACCCAGCUGGGAGGAGUCUUUCUGGAGGCUCACUGUCCUUUUUGUAAGUUUGUCCCUACUCGGUGUGAUUCUGAUAGCCUUCCAGCAAGCCCAGUAUAUUUUAGCAGAGUUCAUGAAAUCAAGACAGAGAGCAAAUCCUAGUUCUUCAUUGCAGCAGAACAGCAACUCUGUUGAUGUCAUCAGCUCUGAUACUUACAAGGGCAGCUGUAAGACAUUUAUGGAUUCCUAUAGUUCCUCAGAUAAAGGUAAAGGGAAGGGCUUCAUGUCUGUAGGCACUUCUUCUAGCCGAAGUCAGAAUGCUGCAAAGAGGAGUCCUGCAACCUACAGCCACUCUCAGAAGAAACACAAAUGUUCGGUUUACUACAGUAAGCAAAAGCCAAAUGCAGCAGCUGGCGGUGCCAUUGCAACUACUGAGGAGAAACAAAAUCAGAUUGUGGAGAACCAAAUCUCAGCACCAAAAGAGGACAUUUGUGCUGAUGUUGUCAGUGAGAACUGGGUAACUUUAAAAUAUGCAAAUGGCAUAAAUGUUAACAAGAAUUUAACUCUUCCAGAAAACUUUCUGGGCAAAGAAGAAACUGCACUGAAAAAUACAGUUCUCAUUAAAAGUAGUUCUUCAGAGUGCAAUCUGAAGGAAGAUCUUCAAACAUGUAUGUUUCCUAAGGAAACUAACCUUAAAGCUUCUGAAAAUCUAGCUGAGCUCAAGGAACAGGAAUUCAGUCCUGUGAAGGUGUCAAAGAAGCUACCUGAAAGUCACUUGUCAAGAAGUUCACCUCAGCAACAGCCGGAACUGCAGGAAAUUUCUAGGAAAAUUAGUGGAAAUAACCAGCAAGUGCUUCUCAGGAAUGAGACAGAAAACUGUGAGACCUUAAAAAAGCAGAUCAACAUGAAGCCUUCCACUGAGAAAAAGAUUAAUAAAGGACGUAAAGAAGAGACGCUGUGCUGUACAAAAGAGGAGAUCACUUCCUCUGAGCAAGAAGAUGCAUUUAGGAAGAAGAAGCCUCAAGAGAAGAAGGAAGGAAAUGUACCAAAUAUGAAUUGGAAUAGAAAUAGAACAUCUCGGAAAAAUAAGAAAAAGAAUGUUAACAUAUCUACAAGGGUCCCUGAGCAGAGUGAGUUGAAGCAUCUGUGCAGUGAAUAUGAAAGACUGGACCUGAGAACGAAUAUUGGAAUAAGAGCCUGGUGUCCUCAGGGUGAUGGGGAAAAUUGUAAAGCAGACCAAAAGCCUGGGAGCUUGCGUAUGCAGGGAGAAACAGAAAGCUUUUAUCAACGGUCCAAAAAGAAGUGUUUGGAGAAGUUUUGUUCUGAUUCAAGCUCAGAUUGUGGAAGUUCAUCAGGAAGUGUUCGUGCCAGUCGUGGGAGCUGGGGUAGCUGGAGCAGUACCAGCAGUUCUGAUGGAGAUAAAAAGCCCAUGAUUACUGCCAGGCAUUUUCUUCCAUCCCGGGAGAAUAUUUCACAAAACGAUUUUCCAUCUGAAACUCCUAUCACUUUAAAUCUGUCUCAUAACAUCUGCAAUACCAGCAGAGACGCAAAUAGCGUUCCUCAGUAUCCUGAUACCUUGUGUCCCAAUUUCACUGAUGUAGCUGCAGAUCCUGAAAAGAAUAAAGGUCUUUACCCAGCAGGAGACCUUUGGCCUCCCCAGCCUGUCUGCCUGACAAACAGUUUAAACUACAACCUUGAGAAUAAUCUGCCAUGCAUGAUCCAAGAAACACCCUCGAUCCACAACAGCUUCAUUGACUGGAACGCAACUUGUGACAGCCAGUUUUCCAACAUGUAUUGUCCAUUUGAGAUGAACGAAUAUGGUGCUAUUCCAGAAGAAAACAUGAACUACCCCAGCAGCUUCCCGGGCACAGCUGCAAUGCAGAACACAGCUUUCAUUGACCAGAGCUGCACCUCCACCUGGAAUGCACCACACAACAUGCCGCCUACCUGGGAGCCCGCCAGUUAUGUCAACUCCACACCCUACCUCUCGAGUACCCGAAGCUUAUCUCCAAUGUCUGGACUUUUUGGUUCCAUCUGGGCACCACAGAGUGAUGUUUAUGAAAGCUGCUGCCCUGUCGGUGCCACGACCCAACACUCAACUCAUGUUGAGAACCAAGCUGUUAUGUGUAAGCAGGAAUACUAUCCGAGGUUUAACCCGUUCCGUGCCUACAUGAACUUGGAUAUAUGGACUACAGCAGCCAACCGAAAUCCAAAUUUCCCACUUUCGAGGGACUCGGGUUACUGUGGAAAUGUGUGAAAGGAAUUUGGUUUAAAAAUGUGAAUAAAGAUGCUUGCAAUUUUGAUUACUAGAGUAAGCUGGUUGUUGAAUAGAUUACAAUGUUGGUGGAUAUUUUGGCACUUUUAUAUUGAAAAUAAAUUUUUUUUUUUUUUUUACUUAA